Messenger RNA from Lampris incognitus (smalleye Pacific opah), 2019 nucleotides. It is a transcript of the gene sybu, whose product is annotated as syntabulin (syntaxin-interacting). The coding region runs from base 1 to 2019 and encodes 672 amino acids. The transcript is spliced from 7 exons. The record is from RefSeq and is a predicted model, not a curated record. Gene Ontology annotation, cellular component: vesicle; cytoplasmic microtubule. Gene Ontology annotation, biological process: synapse maturation; axonal transport of mitochondrion. NCBI's taxonomy places the organism in Eukaryota, Metazoa, Chordata, Actinopteri, Lampriformes, Lampridae.
AUGGGACCAUUCCAGGAAUAUGAGGAGAAGAAGUCACCAGAAAAGGGGAGCCCCCGCAGUCGUAUUCCACGUCUGAUCCUUCACCCAUUCCGAGCCAAAGAUAAAGCAUCGCCGCUUUCUGAUUCACCUUUUUCAGAGGAGGAGGGGAGGGACUGUGACAUCAACUCAGACCACUCCAAAAGAACCAUCAGCACCAAUGGAUUUUGCUCUGAUGACACUGGCUGCCCCACUAGUCAGUGUGUGUCCCCCUCCAAAACCCCAUCAGGCUCAGAGCAGAGUCCACACAGCUCGCCUUUGCCCCCUGAUCGCAAGACCAAGAUGAAGCGGGUGAGGCUGAUGGCAGAAUGGAAUGUGGAACGGACCACGCCAAGGCACAAGAGAGAGCAGAGAUCUGCAAUGAAACCCAGAGGUAGUGAGGCAGACUUCAGCUCCUCCAGCAGCACGGGCAGCCUGAAAAACAAGGAGAGCAUUGCUUUUAAUUCUGCAGGAAAAAAGACAACUUCACGCAGCUUUAGUGCUCACAUUAGACCACUCCCAGUAUUCAAGCCAGCAGGAAGUCCUGCAGCCAACCGUGAUGCAGAGCUCUACGCUCCCUACAGAACCCCCAUCAGAACCCCCCCCUCAAGCUACAGUAGCAGCAGCAACUCCAGCCCUACCACCAGAAGGGUGAGCCAGAGGCACUACCAUUCCUGCAGAGACAAUCAUGGCAUCCGACCCCCGAAUCCAGAGCAGUACCUCACCCCACUGCAACAAAAGGAGCUGUCAAUCAGACACCUGAAGACCAAACUGAUGGAGUCUGAAAACAGAGUACACAACAGAGAGGCAGAGAUAGAGGAGCUCAAGUCCCAGCUUGACAGGAUGAGGGAAGACUGGAUCGAGGAGGAGUGCCACCGCGUGGAGGCCCAGCUGUCCCUGAAGGAGGCACGUAAGGAGAUCAAGCAGCUGCGGCAGGUAGUGGAGACCAUGAAGAGCAGCCUGAUGGAGAAGGACAAGGGGAUCCAGAAGUAUUUCAUCGACAUCAACAUCCAGAACAGGAAGCUGGAGUCCCUGCUGCAGAGCAUGGAGCUUGCCCAGAGCGGAUCCAACCUCCACGACGAUGCCACCCUGGACUUCAUCUGUGACUCCGCUAUCGAUGGAGUGAAGAGCAAGAUGGAGGGUGAAGAAGAGGAGGGACCAGAGCUGGGGAAUCAGGUGGAAGGGAAAAUGAUAGACAGCGGCUUGCUGGCGAAUGACGAGAUAGGUAACGGGGCGGAUAUUUACAAGCAGGUCUUUACGUCUACUGCAGUGGACUUCAGUCAGGACUCCAGCAGCAAGCUGAUGAGGGGGACAGGGCCAGAGGUGUCCUCGCUGUUGGAGGAGGGUGUAGAGACAGGUAACUCUAGUGAAGCUCCACCGGAUCCGCCUCAUAUCCUUUCCACCUUUAUCUGCCAAUGUCCAAGCACACCGCUGCUGACAGAGCAGCCCAACUGGGAAGACAAGGGAGUCCAGACCGACGUGGUGCUGAUGUCUCCAGACCUCCAGGUUCUGCUGCUCCAGCUGCUUAAAUUCAGCAGGGCACCAGUCGCAGAUGUAGCCUCCAGCAGUCUCCUGGGAAUACAACACCUCCCCAUCCCCGUCCCCACCACCACCAAUACAACCGAAUCCACGCUUCCCCCGCCCAGCCCUGCUCUGCCAGAGAGCCCCAACAACUCCAUGGAUUCAGGGAUUUGCUGCUCAGAGCCUGCGGAGAGCCGACGGUUCAUGGAGGAGCUGGACUUUGGUGUUGGCAAGGAGGAGGAAGGAGAGCGGCCUUGUACGCCGCCUGGAUUGGGGAUUGUCAGCAAGCGCUACUGGAGCAACAGCUUCCUCGUGGAUCUGGUGGCCGUGGCGGCUCCUGUGUUGCCCACUGUGGCCUGGCUGUACUCACGGCACGGCGUGGAUGGGAGUUCUCCAGUGUACAACAUUGCGGCUCUGAUCAGGGGCUGCUGCAUCAUGGGAUUGCCCACUCUCCGCCAUGUCACUCACAGGUCAGAUAUGUAA